This is a messenger RNA of Wallemia ichthyophaga EXF-994, 1518 nucleotides long. Its product is annotated as Fizzy-related protein-like protein. Gene Ontology annotation, biological process: anaphase-promoting complex-dependent catabolic process; positive regulation of ubiquitin protein ligase activity; positive regulation of anaphase-promoting complex-dependent catabolic process. The record is from RefSeq and is a predicted model, not a curated record. Lineage: Eukaryota; Fungi; Basidiomycota; Wallemiomycetes; Wallemiales; Wallemiaceae. Bases 1 to 1518 code for a protein of 505 amino acids. The transcript is spliced from 2 exons. Gene Ontology annotation, cellular component: anaphase-promoting complex. Gene Ontology annotation, molecular function: ubiquitin ligase activator activity; protein binding; anaphase-promoting complex binding.
AUGACGACGCCUAAAAGAUCUAGGAAAUCAGAUCGAUUCAUACCCUCGAGGUCCCCACUGAGUAAGAUGUCAUAUAACCUUGAUGACAGCAACUCAAAAUCAUCUUACAAUUCCUUGCUCAAACCCUUUUCGUCUUCUCUGCUGCAAUAUCCGUCUCCGCAGCCUAAAUUGAUUGGAUUUGCUGGUGGCGACAUCGAUGCCGCAAAGGUGGAGGCCGACAAAAGCUUUUCCAGCCUACUUAGCAACGAGCUGCUCAAUGACGAAAACACGAUACCAUCCACAAGGAGAUCCUCCCUGACAGGUUCUCAUGAUUCCCCUAUAUUAAUGACUCCACGGUCAAAAGUGCUCCAGUUUAUGCCAUCCAGCUCGUCCGCUGUAGCUGCGUUGAACUCCAGUAGACCUUCAAACAUAGUUACCCUCGACAGCGUGGCUCACGACUGCUACAAUCAACUACCCAUCAAAGGCAACACAGAAAGGAUUUUGAAGCGCAACAGAAGCCUCUCUCGUAGAAUUCCUAAAGUGCCUUGGAAAGUACUCGACGCCCCAGGCAUGGUCGAUGACCAAUACACGAAUCUGCUGAGCUGGUCCUCACAUAAUAUGCUCGCUGUGGCACUAGGAGCGCGCGUAUUUAUAUGGAUUGCACACAGCAGCCAGGUUUUCACUUUGAGCGACCCAUCAAGCUACACCCAUGAUGUAGUUGUCACGAGUCUUCAAUGGAUCGAGGGCGGUACACUGCUCGCUGUAGGGCGUUACGAUGGCCUUGUACAGAUAUGGGAUGCAUCAACGACAACCAGGCUGGUGCGCACGUUACGAGGCCACGACAUGCGGGUGGGAACUCUGGCAUGGGCUUCACAUAUGACUCUUGCAUCUGGCUCGCGCGAUCGAUCAAUGUUGGUCAGAGAUCUGCGCACACCCACCCAAUCCUGCAUCAAGCGACACAAUGGAGAAAUAACGAGCUUGACAUACGACCCUGCUACCAAUAUGCUCGCUAGUGGUGGGAACGACAACAAGCUGUACUUGUGGGAUACGCGGAGCCAGGACAGGUUUUUGAAUCGCUACUAUGACCACGAAGCUGCAGUCACCGCGCUAGCAUUCAAUCCCCACCACCGCGGCAUUCUGGCUUCAGGAGGAGGUACAAACGACCGCCGAAUCGUGUUUAGGGAUAUCUUAAAAAGCGAUAGGAAACCAGUGGGAGACUGGGAUACCGGCAGCCAAGUCUGCAACCUAUGGUUUUCGCAGAACACCCAAGAACUCUUGUCGACGUCUGGAUACAGCUCGAUUGCACCAAUGAAUCAGCUAUGCAUAUGGAAAUACCCGUCCAUGUCUCAAGUGACUGCUAUUGGCGGACAUAUCUGCCGGCCUAUCCACAUGGGUGUUUCGGCUGAUAGGACUACUGUCGCCACUGGCAGUGCUGACGAGACUAUAAGGAUAUGGAAGCUGUUCCCAGAACAGCAGGCUGACAGGAGCAAGAAACUCAAACGGGACUCAGCUUUCAACCUCACCAAACUUAUACGCUAG